Alternaria burnsii is the source of this 3159-nucleotide messenger RNA. Its product is annotated as glycoside hydrolase family 18 protein. The record is from RefSeq and is a predicted model, not a curated record. Lineage: Eukaryota; Fungi; Ascomycota; Dothideomycetes; Pleosporales; Pleosporaceae. The coding region runs from base 1 to 3159 and encodes 1052 amino acids. The transcript is spliced from 2 exons.
AUGCGGUUGUCACUCGUCGCUCUGCUGGCAUUAGCCUCCACUGGUAGCUAUGCCAGCAGCUUCCCGUCCAUCAAGGCAGCUUCCACGACUGAAGAUCCUCUGCUUCCUAGGGAGCCUCAGGGUAUACCGACUGAUCCGAUCUUGAUCACAUCGUCCAUACGCGGUACCCAUAUCAAAACUUCCGUCGCCCACAGCAACCCGCCAGUUGCCUCGAGUGUCGUUCCGCCAGGUGUCUCGAGCGUCGUCGUUCCGUCUCACAGCAUCAUAACAUCGGUGCAAGAUCCGGCGAAACCUUCUUCUGUUGUUCUGAGCAGCCAGUCAUCAUAUCAGAUGACCUCGCCUCACGUGGAGCCUUCGGCGCCAGCGCCUGCUCCACCGUCUUCAGCUGCAUCGUCCCCUCAGCUAUCCUCAGUACACGCACCGCCCCCACCUUCCUCUGUCAUUUGGAGCGGUCAACCAAGCUCUCAAGUUGCAUCUUCCCAGUGGGUACCUGUUCCCUCUUCAUCAGCGACAUGGAACAAUCAACCGUCUUCCCAAGGAGGUUCAAGCGUUGUAGUUCCAUCUCAGACUGCGUCUUCAGACCCAACAAACUCUGCUACACCAUCCUCUGGGAUCUCUACUCCGCCAUCUUCUGGAAUAGUUAUUCCAGUCAUCCCACCACCUUCUGGAACUCCUAUUAAGCCAUCUUCUGGUACCCAUGCUGUAUCGUCUUCAAGGACCUUCGCUGCACUACCUCCUGCGAACUCUGCUUCCGGUUCCUCUACACCUGCAACCUCUCCACUCGCAGGGUCAUCAGCUUGGUCUAGUGCUGCAAGUAGCUCUGUACCAUCUUCUGCCGUCUUGGCAAGCUCAGUUACUGGAUCAUCCGCGAUCUUGUCCUCUAGAGUAUCGAGCUCUCCUGGUGCCUCUGCCUCCCCUUCUAGAGUCUGGAGUAAUCCUACUGGUAGUAUUAUUACAGCUACUAGGUCUUCGGUGCCACCUGCUAGCUCCGUGUCUGUUUCCAAAUCAUCUGCUCAGCCUUCUGGUUCUAUUUCCACGGUAACUUCCAAUUCGCCAAGAAGCUCGGCUGCACAACCCUCGAGUGGUGCAAUCUCAAGCAGCAAUCCGACUUCGGUCCAGAAUAGCAGCACUCUAGAAGGUAUCAUUGUCAUUCCCCCUGGUAUCUUGACCAGCAGUACUCCAGGAGCUACCCCCAUUAUCCCUUCUAGUAUUUCUGGUAGCAACACUCCUAGCAGCAUUCAUCUCCCGAGCGAAAGUAGAAGGCAUUCUAGUAGCACUCCCGGCAGCAUGAAUCCCCCAAGUUCGGUUGGAACGCCAACUAUCAGUACUCCGGGCAGCGUCAAUCUUCCGAGCCAGAGUAUAGGGCAUUCUAUUAGCACUCCCGGUAGCAUCAAUCCUCCAAGUUCGGCUGGAAAGCCAAGUGGUAGCACUCCAGGUGGCACUAGCUCAUUCCCCAUCGUAACACCGUCUAGCAGCAAACCAGGGGGCACUGCGCCAGUUCCUACUGGAACGCAGUCUAGUAAUCCUCCGGGGAGUAUUGGGCCAUUUCCUAUUGUAACUCCAUCUGGUAGCAAUCUAGGAAGCAUUGGACCAAGUUCUAGUCGGAUCCCAACUGGCACCACUUCGGGAGGAAUCUUUUCCAAACCCACUGGAACUUUAAGCAAUAUCCCCCCUUCGCCCACCACGACGGGCGGUGAUGGCGAUCCAGAUUCUCACUCGGAUAGUGACCCCGGUUGCAAAGAAAACAACUGCAUUGCUGAUUGCAUCUCGUGGAGACUCAUGACUUUCUUGCUAUUCAAGCGGCCUGUAUGUCCUUGUGUUCCGAAGAAGUGCGACAAGGAUGGUGAUAGCGAUAGUCCAAGCGAUAGCGACAGGGACGAUGACAAGGGACCCAAACCCAAGCCAACGUCAUAUCCCAAACCCAACAAACCAGAAUGCAAACUUCUCGGUUGCGGAUGCGGGUGGAUGGGUUUGAACUACGGGCCUGGAUGUCCUGGUGUAGAGUUCGAGCUAAAUAUCCCAUGUGGUCUCUUUGGGUGUUCCCCCUGCACCUUUUUUGGUAGUUGCCCGGGCGAUAAGCAACCCGUCAACGCCAUCUUGGGCUACGGCGGAUACUGUCGAGGAGAAGGAUGCUCACCCUGCCCUCCGGAGCUCUGUAGUCGUCCAGGAUGCACAAUUUCAGGAGGUUGUGGACCGAAGCCUGGUCCUGCGCCAACUAAGCCCGCAGAUGCACCAGAUCCGGAUCGUUGCGAGGACAAGCAGCGCGUUGUUGUCACAGAGCGAUUUGUAUUUUGCACAGAGGGGUUUGAUAUUUCAGCUUUGCCUUCUACCUCUCGGGGUACUGGUAGCACAUCGUCUACGAUGGUUUCAUCAAUAUGUGUACCGUUAAUCGAUGCUACUCAGACCAUCUGCGGGCCAGCCGUUGGAUUCGAUACUACUACGACGAAGACCGGCACAAAUACGCUCACCUCCGAUGCUCCAGCAUGUACUCGAGCGCCACUUUCUCUAGAUGAUGAUGAGGGAAAUAACAAUCCCGACGAUUCGUUGUUUGAAACGUCUAGCAUAUUUGCCAGCAACACCACAAUGUUCGCAAGUUCGACUUCCAAGGGCAUUUCUAGUAUGACUCCCCGCAGCUCUUCAACAGCGCCAGCACCGAGUCAUACGCCCAUGGAUAGGAACGGCCAUUGGAAGGUGCAUAUCGGUCAAUGGAUGUGGGACGACUAUUCGGAAGUGGGAUGGACGCUGUACGACCCCAACGGCUUCGAGGCUGGUAAGCACACUACACGUGGAAAUGGCCUCAAGGAGAUGAAGGAAUACAUCCAGUCGGUGAAUCGUCCUUUCGGCGACUCCAUGCCUUUUGGAGUCGACAUGACCGUCUCACAGCCCCACGACCGCGACCACUCUAGAACCAGCUUUAAAAUUAAGAAGGAGGUCAAAGGCUGCGAAGAAUGUUCGCCUCACAUGACGACGGAGGACUACACCGAGAGCCGGCCAUUCGAGAUCAAUGCUUGCGAAAAGUCUUGCUCAAAACAAGGAAAAUCUAGUCCUUUGAAAGCCCUGUCGGAUUUAUGGUGCGAUGAUCUUAAUACAGCCGAUUGGGAGCCUUUGGCCAAUGGUUGGAAGCGCAGUUUUAACUGUGGUUGGAAAGGGUUUGAUUGA